AACGCCGACGCGUCCUCCGACGAUCUACUGCCACGACGACGCCGCGUGGUACAAGCGCGACGCGCCGUCGAAGCACUGCGACUGGGUCGCCGGCUAUUCCGCGGGCCGCUGCGAGGUCGUCGGCGCCGACGAGCGCCUCGCGCACGAGGCCUGCCGCGCGAGCUGCGGCUGCUCCGCGCCGAGCGCGUCUCCGACGACGGACGCGCCGUCGCGCUGUCCGUCGUACGCGCCCUCGGAGCUCCCCACCCCCGAGCCGUCGAGCCCCUCGCCGAGCGGAGCGCCGUCCGCGGCGCCGUCGCCCGCGCCGUCGCCCGCGCCGUCCACCGCGGCGCCGAGCUCCUUUCCGACGCCCGACUGCUCCGGCAACGCGAGCCUCUUCUCCUACGAGCGGGGCCCCGACGUCGAGAGCUGGGCGGGCUCGACGACGACCUCGUACGCGGGCCUGGACGGCACCAACGGCGCGGUCCUGCGGACGCUCGACGACGCGGACACGACCCUCGUCACGUUCCUCUGCGCUCCCGACGACGUCGAGGUCUGCAACACGGUGGUGUUCGACUUCGGAGACGCCGUGCCGAGCGGCGACCUCUUCUUUCGAGUGACGCUGGGGAACUCCUCUAUCGAAACGUCCUUCGACGACGAGGAGAGCCCGGUGUCGACCUACAUGUUCUGCCUCAGCCACGGCGCCAUCGUCCGCGCGCCGACGGCCGCGCCCACGGCGUCGCCGGCGCCGACGACGGGGAGCCCGAGCGACGCUCCAACGCCGACGCGUCCUCCGACGAUCUACUGCCACGACGACGCCGCGUGGUACAAGCGCGACGCGCCGUCGAAGCACUGCGACUGGGUCGCCGGCUAUUCCGCGGGCCGCUGCGAGGUCGUCGGCGCCGACGAGCGCCUCGCGCACGAGGCCUGCCGCGCGAGCUGCGGCUGCUCCGCGCCGAGCGCGUCUCCGACGACGGACGCGCCGUCGCGCUGUCCGUCGUACGCGCCCUCGGAGCUCCCCACCCCCGAGCCGUCGAGCCCCUCGCCGAGCGGAGCGCCGUCCGCGGCGCCGUCGCCCGCGCCGUCGCCCGCGCCGUCCACCGCGGCGCCGAGCUCCUUUCCGACGCCCGACUGCUCCGGCAACGCGAGCCUCUUCUCCUACGAGCGGGGCCCCGACGUCGAGAGCUGGGCGGGCUCGACGACGACCUCGUACGCGGGCCUGGACGGCACCAACGGCGCGGUCCUGCGGACGCUCGACGACGCGGACACGACCCUCGUCACGUUCCUCUGCGCUCCCGACGACGUCGAGGUCUGCAACACGGUGGUGUUCGACUUCGGAGACGCCGUGCCGAGCGGCGACCUCUUCUUUCGAGUGACGCUGGGGAACUCCUCUAUCGAAACGUCCUUCGACGACGAGGAGAGCCCGGUGUCGACCUACAUGUUCUGCCUCAGCCACGGCGCCAUCGUCCGCGCGCCGACGGCCGCGCCCACGGCCGUCGCGAACGUGACUUGCCCCUGCGGCUACUACGGCAACGUCACGGCGGACUGCGGGCCCUACCGCAACGCGACCGUGUUUUACUGCGACGGCGUCCCCGGCGAGUACGCGGUGUCGUGCCCGCUGUUGGAGACGGGCGUCUGCGCCAUCUACGACGGUUUCGACUUCGCGCCGGCCUGCGAGACGUCCGUCGUCGACGGGACGACGAUGUGCACCUGCGACCUCGCGACGGGAGAAGCGGCGGACGCGUCGCUGCGGUCGCGGCUGUUGGCGAUGGCGUCGACGUACGCGGACGUGCUCGCGGCCGAGCCCGACUUCGCGCGCGCGGCGGUCAUGCUCGUCGCGCUGGGCGCCGCGGCGCUGGGCUGCGUCGCCGCCGUCGCCUGGGGCCGGCGCCUCGACCGGUUGGACGCGCGGGAGGACUCGUGGAAACGCGAGUCCGCGCGGCCGACGCUGAGCCGCCAGCAGACGCUGGGCCGCACGGGGCCCUUCUACCGCCAGACGACCUGGGACCGCUGCUCCUACGCGCUGCUGACGCGGCACCCCGUGCUCAGCUUCUACGCGGUGCACCGGCCCGGCGCGCCCCGCGGCGCGCGGGCCGUCCUCGUCUUCUUCGAGAUUUUGGUUUUCAUGUUCUGCUCGGCCCUCGAGAGCAAUUUAGAGUUCCCCGAGCCCCGGGGCGGCUGCGGGUCCUACGACAGUGAGCACGACUGCGUGGAGGGGACGCGCGUCUACGCGCUCGACAAGUCGACGAUCCGCGCGCUCUGGUCCGCGUCCGCGCGCGACUCCUUGACGAAGCCGGCCUGCGCCUGGGACCUCUGCUCCCAGACCUGCGGCGCCAUCGAGCCCGGCGACGGCUACUCGACGUCCUACCGGCGCUUCGUCUUCCUCGCGCUCACGCUCGCGGUGUCGUUCCCGCUGUGCGCGCUCUUCGAGCGCCUCUUCGAGGCCUACGUGCUCGGGCCCGUGCCGGAGGCGGUCCGCGCGCGGUUUCCGCGGCUCGCGAGGCUCUGCUGCGCCGCCGAGGGCGAGGCGGAGGCGAGCGUCGCUCCGGACGUCGAGGGCGCGCCGGACGACGAGGACCGCGGCGCGCCGCCGGCGCCGGAUUUCGCCUCCUGCGCGUGCUUCGGCGCGGCGGACGCGUCGUGCCUCGCGCGCGGCGCCAGCGCGGACGACGCCGCCCCCGCCGCCGCCGCCGAGGAGUCGCUCGAGGCGGUCCUCGGCCUCGACAAGGAAGCGUCGCAGCACGCGCCGGUCGACGACGAGGUUCCAGAGGCGGCGCCCCGGCCGCCGGUCGAGAAGGAGGCGCGGCCGCCGCUGCCGCCGCUCGACUCGGAGCUCGAGCUGGCGCCGCCGGACGGCGCGGCCGCGCACCCCUUCGCGGCCAUCGUCGAGCAGAUCGAGCAACCCGC
This is a messenger RNA of Aureococcus anophagefferens, 2886 nucleotides long. RefSeq lists its product as hypothetical. NCBI's taxonomy places the organism in Eukaryota, Pelagophyceae, Pelagomonadales, Pelagomonadaceae. The record is from RefSeq and is a predicted model, not a curated record. The transcript is spliced from 3 exons. The annotation marks the transcript as partial.